AAUCCGGAAGAUUUCCCUUAUCCACUCGUAUGGUGCAACGGUCUCAGUAGACCAUAUCAGUCAUGUUAAAGGCAUGGCGGUAAUUGGCUUCGAAUGGAAAUAUAUAUAAAAUGCCAUCCCAUUGUUGAAAGAUUCUUCCAUUCCUCACCCACAUUCCUUUCUAUUUUCGAUCUUUUUUCCUGGAGAAUAUAAGCUCUUCAACGUCAGUCUUUACACUUGAAAAUCUUCGCAAGUAUGCGUUCCACACUCUUUUACUCGGUGCUUGCCAGCGGCAUCACUUCAGCUCUUGGAGAUGCAAGCAUCUCUACCUUUCCCAACUCUUUGAAUUUGGCAGCUAGCUUCGAUCCUAUCAAGUCUGCCUACUGGACUGGUCUUCCUCAUCAUCGCCGAACUCCUUUCUCGAUCUCCCCGGAUGGAAAAUCUGCUUACCUUGCCUACCUCGAUCACACAUAUGCCACCGUACACGUUCAACAAGUUUCCUUGACCGAUUUCUCCGCAGUCGGCGAUGCGAUUUCUGUUACGGCAUACGAAGCCGCCGGAUUGGUGGCUCAAAAUGAUGGAUUUGCUUUGAUGGCAACGGUUAAUGCUACCGGGACUGCCAAUCUUCCUACAGACGGCUCUCCAAUCGUUUCGAUUAUGAGAUAUACGAACGGGAAGAAGACAUGGGAGACGGCUUUGAACGGUCCGGGUGUUCAUGCUUCGGAUAUGUUGACCUCGACUCCGGAUGCUAAUGGUGAUUUGGUUUACUCUGCCAAGGCUGGUCUUUACGCUGGAUAUUUCGUGGUUGAAGGUAUGAAUUCCACUCUCCUCUUGUCAAGUAUAAUUCUCACAAAUUUUCACAGCUUAUACCACUGAUUAUGCUGGUCAUUUCGGUGAUUCCAUUCAAUACGUCAACGAUAAUGGAGAAUUGCAAGUGGUUCAAGGCGCCAGCAGCGAUUUUGGUUGCUCUCACAACACAGGUAUUGGUCUCGAAGCCGCCGAUGCCGCUCCAUUCGCAAGUGUCUGCGCAGAAGAUCAAGGUGACAUCUGGUUGAACACCGAAACUCAAUACAUGUCCGGUCAAAAGAUCUCAAACGAGAACACAACCAACGGUGUCAGUGGUGAACCAAUGGGUGGAAUGUCCGGAUCCUACUCUAACUUGGCCUCCAUUCCCGGUUCCGAUGGAUACAUUUUCGCUUGGCAAUCCCGCGGUGCUCUCGAUCUUACCCUCAACGCCUGGAUGGGAACACCAUAUACUCAAUGCUCACCCAGAUGGCUCAACCACAACGUCGCCAUCUCCGUCAUGACCGAUAAAAAGACUCUCGCUGGUGCUCAAGCUUCUUCAACUGUCGGUGCAGCAGAAGGUGAUUCCCAAGUAACCUGGAUCACAUACUCCUCCACCGAAGACCACCAAAACGUUCACAUCGCAGCCGUCAACUCCCAAUACUCAAUCGUCACCUACGAAACCCUCAGUUCCCCAGACUGUCAACCAGUUCCUAUGGGCUGCUCAGGUACAUACGCAGGAACUUCAUUCCAAGUCAUCGACAACACCGGCGCCAAAGUAGGAUCUGCAGUCGUCUCAACCGAGGCCUUUGUUAGUGGUGAUAUCAUCACCGUUGGCACCGACAAAGUCUGCUGGCCUUACGUAUCUAUGACCUGGGAUUUGAGCUCCCCCAAGGACAGCGGAUCCCCCGUUUCCAAAAUGUCAUUCGCAUGUGCUACUUUGAGCGGAAACACCACAAAAGCUGCUUCCGUUGCUAGCUCUAGCUCAAGCUCCAGCGCCGCAGCUAGCAUUGCAUCUGCUUCCCCCUCUGUCGCAGCAGUUGUUUCCCACGCUGUUCUCCCAUCCUCUUCAGUAGCCCCUAUCGAAACUCCUAGCUCGGUUCCAAGCUCUACCGUACCAGCUGCUGCUUUUUCCGCACCAACUGCUUUCCCAUCCACAACUUUGAAGACAAAGACAAAGUCAAGACAUACUAAGACUAAGACUAGGUCUUCUUCUGAAGCUGCUGCUCCUUCUGGUGUUGCUCCUUGGGACGUUAGUGGUUUCUAUGGUGAUGCUGAUGCUGGUGGUGAUGAUGAGUGUGAUUCUCCUGAGGAUUAUUAAGUUUUUACCCUUGGAUGUUGAGGAGGAGGAGGGUACAGGUGAGCGGUUGCUGGGUGAUGGGUGAGAAGUGAGAAGUGAGGAAGCUGGGUGGUUAGUUGGAUGGAGAUGUAGAGUUUUAAGAAGGGGAUAGAGGGAAGGGGAUAGAUUGAUUUUGAUUCGUAGUAGAAAAUUUGUAUUCGUGUAU
Messenger RNA from Sclerotinia trifoliorum, 2267 nucleotides. The record is from the annotation of a GenBank genome assembly. Lineage: Eukaryota; Fungi; Ascomycota; Leotiomycetes; Helotiales; Sclerotiniaceae.